UUGAUUUCGCCUGACUUCGCUGAUCACCGUAGAGCUGUCAAACAUGAUCCGCACUGCGCAUUUGAUUCCAACGAACCACAAGUCGUGAGUUUCGGAUGUGAACAUUUUAAAUGUGAGGUUUAAUGGCUUCAGGAUCAUGCACUAUAUUCAUCAUUUGAGGUCCUUGAGUGUGGGCCAUGCUAUGAAGGCGUUGGAGAUGUACAUCACGACAAGGCUAGCCACAGAUGAUGAAAAUCUCUGGACCGAAAACGCUGUAAUUACGUUGAUAUGGAUGAUGGCCACACCACUCCAGAUGACGUUCGUCGUUCCCCCUGACUUUCAAGAUACACUGGACAGGAUACUUCAGACUUGGAAAAGCGUUCUCAGCCCAGCGGCAGCGCAUGCUGCACUCGUUGUGAGUUGGGUUCAUUUUGCGCGGGUUCGAUUACUAAGACUACAGUUCAUCUGGAAGGCGGUCGAGCACACGAUCGAUGAGGAUCAAUGGUGUCAAUUUGCCUUGCAUGAGAUGUUCAAGAAUGCCGGAGAUGGCAAUAUUGGCAAAGUUGAGAGAACCUUGAUACAAUUUCACCUCGACCAGUCCAAUGUGGACGCUGCCCAUGAUGUAUGGGAAAAGAUGUCUCCAGCGCGAAAGCGACAUGAUCUCAGUCGGUAUCUCCAGUACUGCAUUGCUCUCCGCAGGGGUGACGAUACUGCUGUGUGGUCGGCAUUGACAUCACUGGCAACAGUUCACGAUGAUCGAAAUAAGCUGCUUUUUGUAGCAGUAUCCAAGGCUAUGAAGUAUGGGACCAAUGCUCAAACAGCACAACUACUUCAUCGAAUACUCGAAAAAUACAAGGACCGUCUGCCUGCAGAAGUGGAUGCUUUCGCUUUAUCAAGAUGCACAGCUCGUCUCCUGAUUCGAGCUCUUGAAGAAAAUGACAAGCCCUCGGACGAACUGUUGUCCAGACUUUGUGCGGUGUUCAAAUCAGCGUUGUUGCUAUUGCAGAGGCAAGAUACAACAGAGGCACGAUGCACAGCUUCAAUUCUUGCAGACUGCAAAUGGUUUGAGCAGGCGAGCUUUACUUGUGCAAUCUCCAAUUGGAAGUCGUGGCCAGCAAGAUUCGUCAUUGACCUUCUGCAAUACUCUUGUGAGACACAAUAUCCGCCUAAUUCGCCCGGAGAAAGCCAGAUUGAAAAGUUUCUACACGAAGUUACGACAUCCUUCGCGCAAGCAGCCCUGUACACCGCGGAGGCAAGAUCAGCAUCAGCAGACUGGACGAUAGAAGACCUCCCUAGAUCUGCAUAUUCGAGCAAGUCGCCUCCUUUACCAGCAAAUAUCAAAAAGACAUUGUAUAGACAUGUCUUCGACAAAUCUACAAAUCUAAAACGCCGGUACAAUGAGCUGCAACGGGACUGGCCUGAUGCUACACCUGCAAUGCUGGAAGAUGUGGGCAGGCAAGUGGUCGCCGUAUCUCCACUAGCCCUCGAGGCCAUGCUGUUUCUCGGCUCUCACGAGCAUGCACCCGUAGCCGAGUUGUCGCUCAACCAGAUAAUCGACCAGGCCAUACAGCUCCGUCCCACUACGAGACAGUACUCGAGUUUAGUAGAUAUGGUUCUCUGUGCAGCGAGUGUUGUUCCUAUCCAGGGAGAUGUGAACGAAGAAGUACGUCGCGGAUCUCGACUUCCAAUCAUAACGGCAACCCAGCUACUGGCUAAGCUCAUCCAAGGAGUGCGCAGCCACUCUGACUAUGCUACCCCGGAAGCAUCCCGCUGGAUUCGCUGUGUGGUACAAAUUGCCCUCGACGGGCGAGGCUCGGACAAGGGUCUCGUGUCUGCUUAUGAUGAGAAGGCGUUGAAGACUUUGGAUAUGAUCACAUAUCAAGCUUUGAUUCUGGCUCGGUCCGGCAGCGAAGACGAUAUCCCAGGACGGGACAACAGGAAUCAGUACCCCUCGGAGGAGCUCGAGUGGCUCUCGACGACGCUUUUCAAUCUGUCCAUCGACCUCUACAUUUCACAAAUGGAGCUGAGGAGUGCGGCGGAGGAGCCAGUCGUCGAUUCGAGUGAGGAAUCCACCGAGUCCAAGUCAGAUCUUAUGCAACCCCAGAUGUGGGCUGCAAAAGCCGUUGAGUUCGCCGACAUACUUGCAAGGCCCGUGCAGCUUUCUGAUGGGCAAGAGAAUGCUGCGGUGGCCGAAGGGGCUGACUGGGGCAUGCUUGCACGCGUCCUGAGAGAUCGGUGUAAGGGUUUCGGAUGGCAUGUGUAGUUGAGGUCGCCAUGGGAUUUGUGCCGAGGCUUCAUGGAAGGUCACUGGAUGCUCGUG
Messenger RNA from Exophiala viscosa, 2299 nucleotides. RefSeq lists its product as uncharacterized. The transcript is spliced from 7 exons. Gene Ontology annotation, biological process: meiotic cell cycle; regulation of synaptonemal complex assembly. The record is from RefSeq and is a predicted model, not a curated record. Bases 137 to 2242 code for a protein of 701 amino acids. Lineage: Eukaryota; Fungi; Ascomycota; Eurotiomycetes; Chaetothyriales; Herpotrichiellaceae.